AUGGAACUUAUGGAAGUGGAGUCCAACCGCACAGAGCAACACCCAGACGAGGAUCAGCAGGUUCAGGACACGGAACCUUUCCCCGCGUUGAUUGACUCAGAGGAACAAAUCAUGACAGACGCGCCAAAUCUCCGUCGUCGAGACCCUGUACAGGCGGCAUCUUCCCCUGACGAGAACUACUGCGAACGCACCCCUGAGCGAGACCGGGUAUUGGAGAAAUUACGGGUCAUCCUUGAUUUGGAGGACGUCCCCGUUCCCUUCUGGGCAUUCUGCCAAGUGGCAGACCUCCAGACUCUCCAAGGGUUGGUGCGCCAAUUCAUCGGGGCCCCAGAUCUUACCCCCCUCGCGUUGCAAAGCUGUUUCGCUGUUCCCCGCUUGUGGGCGCAAAAGGUACCUAGGUUUGCCGAUUACCUAUCAUCUUCGAGCGAGUCAUCCUCUCGCUCCUCGGGACGGUCCAGGAGGUUGCCAGAGUUGGCAAGAGAACGAGACGGUGGCGUGUGUGUCUUGACCAAGACAGCCCUUUGUGACGUCGCUCACAUAUAUGCCCACUGCCUAAUAGAACCCAAAAAGCAAAGCGCCUCGGACAAAUGUGCCCCGAUCAUCUGGACGGUACUGAAGUUAUUUUGGCCCAGCGAAAAGAUCGCACGGUGGAAAGAUACUAUCCUUCCCAACAACGGGCAAGGGGAGGAUGGGCUGCAUAACUUGAUAUGUAUGUCGCCACACUUACAGCGUGCGUGGGCGGAAGGGAGAUUCGCCUUACGGCCUUUGCGUUUGUCUGAUGAUAGGACGGCCAUGGAGUUAGAGUUCCAUUGGUUGCCGGUCAUGGGCCACAGAUACGACGCGGACAUUGCAAUCACGGCGCCGACGCUAUCAACCAGAGGCCUCGACGAGGUUGACAAUUUUUUUUUCUACAAGCCGACAGGAGGACGAACAGGCGAGAAGGUUAUGUCCGGAGCUAUUUUCACUAUCAGAACCCCGGAUCCUCAGCGACUUCCUCUGCCGAGUUUCGACUUACUCGAGAUAGCGUGGCACUUGGCACGUAUUGUUUCAAUGUCUGCAGCGGGCUCCAGAGACGAAGACGGCUUUUCCUUUGAUGACGACGACGAUGCAGGAAACCAUCUCUCGAUGCCUGACAAGCUGAUCGAGGACUGGAUCCCUCCACCCCCGUCACCCUCGUCGUUUGCAUCAGAAAUACGGGGUCCUCACCUCAACCAAUCCGUCGCCCAUCAAAACCCGGACUAG
Molecule: messenger RNA, 1242 nt
Organism: Aspergillus mulundensis
Lineage: Eukaryota; Fungi; Ascomycota; Eurotiomycetes; Eurotiales; Aspergillaceae
Exons: 1
Coding region: 1-1242 (413 amino acids)
Source: RefSeq, a predicted model, not a curated record